GAUUGCAAGAGGAAGAAGUACAUUGACAGAGCAUUGACCUGUCUCUGCUCUCUACGUGCAAUAAAAGCUCAUAUCGCACUACUUCACGUUAGAUUUUAGAUUGACAGAGUGCAAAUGAGCCACACGCUUAAGGACAUUAGCUGAUACACACUGAUACCGAAAUGGCGGACAGUGAAAUGGACUACAAUAUCGUGUUUCCAGAUGCAGGGACGUCGGAGAGGCAUUGGCAGGGGACAAAGGAGCCAGUGGUGAUCCUGCUGGGGUGGGCUGGCUGCAAAGACAAACACCUGUCCAAAUACAGCUCCAUUUACAACGAACAGGGAUGCGUGACUAUCCGCUACACAGCUCCCCUAAAGACCGUCUUCAUUUCCGAAUCCUUUGGGUACAAGGAGCUGAGCAGUAUUGCCCUGAAGCUACUGGAAAUUCUCUUCGACUAUGAAGUGGAGAGCAGUCCUAUUUUCUUUCACGUUUUCAGUAAUGGCGGUUUCAUGUUGUACCGGUAUAUUGUCGAGUUCUUGCACACCGACCAACAGUUUAGCUCCUUGAAUGUAAUCGGGGCCGUGGUGGACAGUGCUCCUGGUAGCGGUAAUGUGCGAGGGGCCCUGCGUGCUCUCACAGCCACGCUUGGACCUCAAAUCAGCCCUGUCCUCAGGUACAUCCUCCUGGCACUUUUUGCCGUGACUGUUUUUAUGUUACGAAUUGUGUUGUACCCCUUGACCAAGUAUAUACACAAGAAUCACUAUGACGCAGUAAGGGAUAAUCCACCUGCAUGGCCUCACUACUACCUGUACUCCAAAGCGGACCAAGUCAUAAGACACAAGGACGUUGAGGAUUUUGUGGAAAGCAUCAGACGAAAAGGCGUCCCGGCAGAGUAUUUUGAUUUUGGUUCCAGCUCGCAUGUCAGUCAUUUUCUGGAUUUUCCGGAAGAGUAUGCAGCCAAGUGUCGUAGCUUUCUGGUGACUUGUAUGAAGGAUUUGGAAGGGACGGAGCUUAAGAAGAGACGUCAUGUACAAAGUCAGUGAUGAUUUCAACUCAGCAAGAGCAGUUUGUCUUAACCCACAAUGGACCACAAAACUAAUCUUUCAAUCCCAAUAAAUGCAAAAAAGUUGUGACAAUGUGUAAAAUGGUCAAUUAAUAAUAAAUAAUAUAUAAUGAAAAAAAAGUUAAACUAAAACAUCUUACAUUUCACAUAAAUGCAGUACCCUUUUUGCACUGGCCCUUUCUGAUUUUAUUUGCAGCAGCUUAUAGUUAGCUGUCUUCCAAUAGGUGUUAAAGCUUUUAGCUUAUUUGUUACAUUAUUUCUACCAAGGAGGUAGACCAUCCACUGAAACAUGAAAGGUAAAUACACCUAUUUUGUCUAAUUAAACCAAAAAAUUAGCAAAUAGUCAAAAAAAAACUUAAACACAUUUUAAAAAGUCAGUGGAGUCAAAUAUUAAUCUUGUAUGCACAGGAUUCUUCCGUUAUUACCUCAAACUGCAACAGUGCAUUUGGACAUUGCUUGAUGCUUAUAAGGAUCACUUUAUGAGUCAGAACAGACUCUUCCCGUAUCCCCCACAUACUGUGGAUGUUUUGCUCCACAUUUUACACAGUGUCACAUUUUGCAUUGGGGUUGUGACUACCGUUCUGAUGCACUUAACUUGAUCCUUAAGGCUCUGGUUAAAACACUGUUUGUGCCACUGUAUUUGGCAGUAAAGGCCUUACCCUGUCCACUCUCACUACUCCUGAAAGGAAUGUCGUAACCACAAAACUUAUACACUGGAUUAGACUGAGUUAUUUAGACUAAUACAUUGUAUUAAAUAUUGCUGUGAAAGGUGAUGCAUUGUAGAUUAGUAACUAGUUAACUUAAAGGUUAUUAGAAAAGCAUUAAUGUUCUCUAUUUAUUAAAAUAUGUUUAUCCUUUUUUCCAUAUUGUAAGGGCUGCUUGCAUUAAGGAAUAGAACUUAUCUUUCUUUGGAAAUGUAAAGAAAAUGCCCCCUUGUUUGAGUAAUUUAAGGACUAAGAUGUACGUUGAUAUAUUGUGUUUAUUCAACUGAUGUGCCUUCAAUAAAUCUGACUUGCUCAA
Messenger RNA from Boleophthalmus pectinirostris (great blue-spotted mudskipper), 2062 nucleotides. It is a transcript of the gene tmem53, whose product is annotated as transmembrane protein 53. Bases 162 to 1022 code for a protein of 286 amino acids. The transcript has 3 exons. The record is from RefSeq and is a predicted model, not a curated record. NCBI's taxonomy places the organism in Eukaryota, Metazoa, Chordata, Actinopteri, Gobiiformes, Gobiidae.